GCACCCGAGGAUAUUCCAACCUGCUGUAAGGAAUGGAAUGUGGGUCAAAGCAAUGAAGGAGGCCAAUGGCAAGUGGAGUGGACUAAAGAGAAUGGGAGCGGGUGCAUUUAAGAGAACAACGAGAACUGCUCUGGUGGAGCAUUUGAGUCUCAUGAACCCCGGGAGGAACGAUCCGGACGUCGCUACGUAUGCAGAACAAAAGCUAAAUGAGUUGUACGCCAACAACAUGUUGGAGUUUCGAGCUCCUUUCUACACACUCGAAACAGCACCGUCUCGUGGCAUUGACUGGCGCAUGCCGCAACCUCUGUCGGGCGGUCAGCAUCCGGGAGGGGGUGGAGGAGGAGACGAAGGAGACGGCGGAGGUGGCGGAGGAGACGGCUCACAGCUUGCCGGAAAGGGGACGGGCAAGACAUCGUCGGUAGAGAAGGCAUCCGGCGGAAAGGGGUCAGGCGGAAAGGACUCGGGCGGAAAGGGGUCGGGCGGGAAGGGGUCGGGCGGAAAGCGUAGAACGUCCGGGAGUCCCCAAUAUAUGGAAACUGACCCUCACUGCGUAGGGAGUCGAGAUUCCGACAUGCGAGACGAGGCCACCCUGACGUCUGAUCAAGUGCGAGUAGAUUCGCACUUGUCUGCGAGGACUUCGUUUCUUGUUGCCGAGGACAGUCCAUCCCGCCGUGCGCAACAGAGGUCUCCUGUGCUCAACAUCUUGCUCCUGAAAGAGGGCGCGUCUUCGUUUUGCCUAGAGGGCGGGAUGCCUAUAUUGCGAAGGAGCAAAGGUGCGACCUUCGGUUCCCUCGGCUCGGGCGACCGCCACAAACUCCGAAUACAUUCGGAUUUGCUGACGUCGCCCUCCGCCAUAAGUGUUCCUCACGCAACAGUUCCGCAGGGCCAAGAAAAUGUCACGUCCUGCCUCCCGCAUCUUCAGUUGGACACAGGGUUGCCCUGCUCGCCUCCGUUCUCAUGUGUUGAGACUCGAGACUGGCGGUCUCGCGACGGGCUGGAGGGGCCCCCUGCAGGAGUGUUGGAGACCGGGGGUGGCGAGCACGAAUGUCACACUCCUGGGGAGGAGGAGCGCUCUCCGGGAAUGCGUGUUGUACAUCGGGAAGAGGAGACUUACCGCUGGCAGUCUCGCAAAGUGUUGGAGAACGGGGGUAGCGAGUGUGAACGUCAUGCUUCGGAGGGUGCGCCCGUGGACACUGGCAGCGAGAGUGCAGGAGCUCCGAGGGAAACGCAUGCUCUACAGCGGGGAGAGGAGACUCGACACGGGCCGGCUCGUGAAGACGUGAAGUGGCUCCACGCACGAGCGCUGGUGAUCGGGACGUCCGAAGAGGUUCUGCACAGUCGCUCGGUUGUGGCCACGACGCGAGAGGGUGUCGUUAAGAAAAGUCAGUCGACGUCCGUGCAAGCUCCCGUUCUUGGCGACGAUGAAGACGAAGAAGAACCCAUGGUGGAAGCUCGGGUUCAUGGCGAUGAGGAAGGCGGAGAACCCGUGGUGGAAGGCGGUGAGGGUGGUCGACCGUCUAUCCUAAGCACCGCUCGGGGAAUGGCGCUUCAUGAAGCCAUAGAGUUGGGUGACGACUCGGCAGCCACCGAGCUGGUUGGCGACUCAGGCGUGGCAGAGAUGCAGAACGUCCAUUUGUCCAUAGAAGGCGGUGAGGUGGCCGUCAGCAUUAAGAUGGAUCCAGAGCGGAAAGAUCAUGAUUCUCCGUCCACCCGUUGCGGUGCCAAACAGGGUGAUCGAGCAUUUGUCAUCAGUACCGGUCGAGAAAUGGUGCUUCAUGAACCCAUCGACUUGCCAAGCGACUUAGCUGCCACCGAGCUGGUUAGCGACACAACCGUGGCCGAGGUGCAGAACCUCGAAUCGUCCGUGGACAUUGGCGCAGUGGCGCGACAGGCGGGCGAGUUCCCUCAAAGGGCUCCCGAGCACGGUAAGAUUUGUGAAUAGAACCACUCACAUAUCUGUCACUAGCUAGCUCUGUGUUCGUCCAAAUUGAUGUCAUGGGCUAAUGUACCUAUUACUACUUGUUAAAAAAAAGCUUGUGGGUUGUGGGUUGUUUUCUAUGUUCUACAGGUGUGAGGCUGUCAAUGUCCCUGCCCAUGAAGCCUUUAAAAG
This is a messenger RNA of Chara braunii, 2110 nucleotides long. Lineage: Eukaryota; Viridiplantae; Streptophyta; Charophyceae; Charales; Characeae. The record is from the annotation of a GenBank genome assembly.